Molecule: messenger RNA, 4556 nt
Organism: Otolemur garnettii (small-eared galago)
Lineage: Eukaryota; Metazoa; Chordata; Mammalia; Primates; Galagidae
Gene: SIK1
Product: salt inducible kinase 1
Exons: 14
Coding region: 40-2379 (779 amino acids)
Biological process (GO): protein phosphorylation; microtubule cytoskeleton organization; intracellular signal transduction
Cellular component (GO): cytoplasm
Molecular function (GO): protein serine/threonine kinase activity; tau-protein kinase activity; ATP binding
Source: RefSeq, a predicted model, not a curated record
CCGAGCGCUCCGAGGGCGGAGAAGGUGCAGCCUGGAGCCAUGGUGAUCAUGUCGGAGUUCAGUGCGGCCCCCGCGGGCUCGGGUCAGGGCCCGCAGAAGCCCCUCCGGGUGGGCUUUUACGACGUGGAGCGGACCCUGGGCAAAGGCAAUUUCGCUGUAGUGAAGCUGGCGCGGCAUCGAGUCACUAAAACGCAGGUUGCAAUAAAAAUAAUUGAUAAAACACGAUUAGAUUCAAGCAAUUUGGAGAAAAUAUAUCGUGAGGUUCAGCUCAUGAAGCUUCUGAAUCAUCCUCAUAUCAUAAAGCUUUACCAGGUUAUGGAAACAAAGGAUAUGCUUUACAUUGUUACUGAAUUUGCAAAAAAUGGAGAAAUGUUUGAUUAUUUAACUUCCAACGGGCACCUGAGUGAGCAGGAAGCAAGGAAGACAUUCUGGCAGAUUCUGUCAGCCGUGGAGUACUGCCACAGCCACCACAUAGUUCACCGUGACCUCAAGACGGAGAACCUGCUGCUGGAUGUCAACAUGGACAUCAAGUUGGCAGAUUUUGGAUUUGGGAAUUUCUACAAGCCAGGAGAGCCUCUCUCCACGUGGUGUGGGAGCCCUCCCUAUGCAGCCCCGGAAGUCUUUGAGGGGAAGGAGUAUGAAGGCCCCCAGCUGGAUGUCUGGAGCCUUGGCGUUGUACUGUACGUCCUCGUCUGUGGCUCCCUCCCCUUUGACGGGCCCAACCUUCCGACUCUGAGACAGCGGGUGCUGGAGGGCCGGUUCCGCAUCCCCUUCUUCAUGUCCCAAGACUGCGAGACCCUGAUCCGCCGCAUGCUGGUGGUGGACCCCGCCAAGCGCAUCACCAUUGCCCAGAUCCGGCAGCACCGGUGGAUGCAGGCGGACCCCGCCCUGCUGCGGCAGGCCUCCCUGGCCUCUCCAGCGCACAGCUGCAGCUCCACCCUGGGCGAGCCUGAUGAGCAGGUGCUGGGCAUCAUGCAGACCCUGGGCAUCGACCGGCAGAGGACUGUGGAGUCGUUGCAGAACCGCAGCUAUAACCACUUUGCUGCCAUUUAUUUCCUUCUGCUCGAGCGACUCCAGGAGUAUCGGAGCACCCAGGGUACCCGCCCUGGGCCUGCCAGGCAGCACCGGCCCAGGAGCUCUGACCUCAGUGGUUUUGAGGUGCCUCAGGAAGGUCUCCCUGUUGACCCUCUCCGCGUCACCCUGCUGUGCCCACAGCCCCAGACCUUGGCGCAGUCCGUCCUGCAAGCUGAGAUGGACUGUGACCUCCACAGCUCACUCCAGCCCCUGUUCUUCCCAGUGGACACCAACUGCAACGGAGUGUUCCGGCACCGCCCAAUCUCCCCCAGCAGCCUGCUGGACACGGCCAUCAGCGAGGAGGCCAGGCAGGACCCAGGGCUGGAAGAGGAGCAGGAGAGCCAGGAGCCCCUGCCCAGCAGCACAGGCCGGCGGCACACCCUGGCAGAGGUCUCUGCCCGCUUCUCCCCACUCACUCCUCCGUGCAUCAUCGUCUCCCCCUCCGCCGCAGCAAGUCCGGCAGAAGGAGCCAGCUCCGACAGCUGUCCCACCUUCUCUGCCAGCGAAGGCCCUACAGGGUUCAGUGGCGACCUGGUCACUCAGGGACUUCUAGGCACCUACUCCCCAGUUAGACUGGCCUCACCAUUCCUGGGGUCGCAGUCUGCCACUCCUGUGCUGCAGGCUCAGGGGGGCCUGGGAGGAGCCGCCCUGCUCCCUGUCAGCUUCCAGGAGGGCCGGAGGGCGUCGGACACCUCGCUGACUCAGGGGCUGAAGGCCUUUCGGCAACAGCUGAGGAAGACCACAAGGACCAAAGGGUUUCUGGGGCUGAACAAGAUCAAGGGGCUGGCUCGCCAGGUAUGCCAGUCACCCUCUAGCCGGGCCACCAGGGGAGGCCUGAGCCCCUUCCACCCUCCCGCGCAGAGCCCAGGCCUGCACAGCAGCACAGCCAGCGGCCGAGAGGGCCGGAGCCUGCUGGAGGAGGUGCUGCAGCAGCAGAGGCUGCUCCAGUUACAGCAUCACCCAGCUGCCCUACACACCUGCCAGCAGGCCCCCCAGCCCUACAUGCUCGGUCCCUGCGAUGGUUCUGGGGCCACCCCGCUCCCCAGUGCUCUCCUCACAGCUGGGCUCCCGCUGCUGCCACCUCCCCUUCUCCAGGCCAGCAUCUCUCCGGUGGCCUCAGCGGCACGGCUGCUUGACACCCACCUCCACAUCAGUGCCCGUCCAACGGCCCUCCCCACCAUGCCCCCACCACCGCACCUGGCUAUGCUGGCUCCAGGCUAUGACCCCACAGGACUGCCACAGGGGGACUGUGAGAUGGAGGACCUGACCUCCUGCCAGCUGGGGACGUUCGUGCUGGUGCAGUGAGGACCCCACCCUUGUCCUUGAGUGUAGAGACUGACUCUUCCAAGCAAUAACUUUAGAGUAUGUGAAGAUGUUAUCGCACUCAAAGCCAAGAACUUUCUAGAAGCGAAACAAGCAAUACGUUAGGUGUUUUGGCUUUUCAGUUUAUUUUUUGUUUUAUUUUUUCCUUGCACUGAGUGACCUCAACUAUGAGUAGAGACUAGAAACUUUCUGAAGAAAAAUAAUAAUCUAGGGUGUGUCAUGCAGGCGGGUGUACAGGAGGGAGGAGUAGGGUGCCAGACGGUGGCUGGCUAGCACCACUGUACAGGUGGGGUGAUGGGACAGGAGGAGCCACCUGGCAGAGGGACCUCAGCUCCUUGUCCACGGCUUUCUGGGGUGGUGAUGGGAUUACCUGGGCAGGCUGUGUGUGUGUGUGUGUGUGUGUGUGUGUGUGUGUGUGUUGAUUACUAUCCCGUUUUUAGGUAACAGUUAAUCUGCUUCUUGAAACAUUUAUGCUAUUAUGAAACUGUGAACUUUUUGCUUUUAUAUAUCAGUUUUAAAACAGCUCUAAAUGGCUGGCCCAGGUGAAUUAAUCAAGGAAUUCUUUGGAUUCUCUCCCCUGAAAUCAGAACCCAGAGGACAGUUGUUUUUUUUUUUUUAUUUUACAUGAGAAGUUUUAUAAACUGCCCAAGAGUCAGUUUUCCAGGAUUCUUUGGAGGAACCACAGGAAGAACCUAAAAGUGGGGAGGGGUCACUGGGCCCAGAGACCCCAGGGCCAUCAGGACGCUGAGGAGUUUCUUUCUGCUGUGCCCGUGUCUUGUCUCUGCUGCUAAUGAAGUUUUUAUGCAUUUCACUAUCAGGGUCCAACAAGAAGGCCUGACUUGAGUGCAACGGUGCAGUGUUGGUAGGCUAUGACUGAACAGGACAGUGGGAGCCGGGCUCGCUGACCCUUCCCAGGGGAUGGGACAGAGCCCCAGACCCAGGCUGGGCUUGUGUUGCUAGGCUUUUGUUCCAGGAAGGUAAAGUUAGUGUUUUAUAGCAUUGGUUUUUUGUUUGUUUGUUUAUUUGUCUUUUAAGAGCAAAUACUGUAUCUGUAUAUAAACAGGGACAAAUAUACACUACUUAUUUUUUAUAUUUUGUACCACGCCUUUGUGUUCCUGGUUGACACAGCUUCCCUGGGUCAUGUUAGGAAGCGUCCCCAGCAGCAGCAGGUUUGUGGUUGGGAGGGGCCACAGGGCCUGCUGUCCCUCAGUGCUGGGUGGAGGUGCAGGAAGGGCAGCCCUGACCGGACAGGUUUGGGCUCACCUUAGGCAGGGAGACUCAGGUGGUGGCUCCGGCGUCAGAAGCCUCUUGAAUGCAACAAAGGAAACGUGCUGCUCCCCACUCGCUGUCUCAAGCUCCCGUCCCUCUACCCAGCCCAGGUGCCUUCAACUUACUUUGGCUUCUCACAACCUGCAGUAUUAAACAGGGGUUGUUAGGAAAGGGGGGAAAGUGGGUAUUUUUAAAAGCCAAAGAUUGACCCAGUUACUUGAGGGUAGGAGGCAGAGCAGGCUGGCGCAUGGGGUCCGUGUCCAUGCGGUCAGUGCCCAGCAGAUGGUCUGUGCCCUGCCUGCCAUGGGUGAGCUUGCUACUCCGCCCCCACUGCUCUGCGCUCUGUGACUGUCUCACGUGGGGCGAGGGGCUGUCUGGAGUGGGCUGCCUGGUGCCUGGCUGCAAAGUCCACAGGCUCCUGCUGACUUGGGAAGAUGUCAGAGCGGGAGAGGAGCCGGCGUCCAGGGCAGCAGGCCCUUUGCCCUCAUUUCACAGAGGCCCCCUUUGCCGAGAUGUCUGUUCUAACGCGCAGAUCAAAGGCCUCGCCGCCACCGUGUGCUUCCUCUUUGAAGCAACUAUGAGCACUUUACUUUCACAGUGGUUCGUGUUUCUCCUCAUUGCUGUAGAACCUCUUCUGGAGGACAGUGAAGUCAUGUUUUUGUGUCUUGUUUUUGAAGAGUGUGUGCUGUGUGUCCUGUGGGUCUCAGCAACGCCGCUCUGCACUCUCAACGCAGUGGCCGUGUGAGGACACUGUGCCAUCUAACUCAAUGUACAUAGGGUUUUUUUUUUUUUACCAUAACUGAAUUAUUUUGUUUCUUAUGUUAACAUGAGAAAUGUAUGCCAAAUGAUUAAUGUAUGUUUUUUAAUUUAAUAUUUAAAUAAAAUAUUUG